Messenger RNA from Arabidopsis thaliana (thale cress), 672 nucleotides. Its product is annotated as Emsy N Terminus (ENT) domain-containing protein. The record is from RefSeq and is marked reviewed. Gene Ontology annotation, cellular component: nucleus. The transcript is spliced from 6 exons. Gene Ontology annotation, biological process: defense response to fungus. Bases 1 to 672 code for a protein of 223 amino acids. Lineage: Eukaryota; Viridiplantae; Streptophyta; Magnoliopsida; Brassicales; Brassicaceae.
AUGGCUGCAAAGUCACUCGUUGACAUAGCAUAUGAGUCUGACUCCAGCAGCGAUAGCAGUGACGAAGGAGAUGUGCCGUGUUUACCCAAGGAUGAGGUCAAUGAAAGGAAACUCCAAAAUCUCCAGAGAAAAGCUUUCUACAAUCUUCUCCAAACUUUCGCUUUCGAAAACUCCACAAUGUCAAACAAGAGGACUGAGAUCAUAGGAAAACUGAUGAACGAGUGGGGGAUUGCUAACGAAACUCAUAUCUCCUUUGCGGAUCAGAUUCAGAAGAAACUUCUGACUCUAAAACAAACGAAGCAUUCUGGUGUGAAGGAAACGCAGAUACCAGCGACGCCAUUGACCAACACUGCAACGCCGAGUACGUUUUUUGUUCCUAAACCUGUCAAAAGCUGGGGCAGUGUUAAUCCAGAGUCUCUUAUUGGAAAAUGGGUCAGUAUAAGGCUUCCUGAUAAAGCUAAGUUCACUGAAUACAUCAUCAAAGCAUAUGAUGCGGAAAAGGAAAUGCAUAGCCUAUUGACCGAAACCUCGAACCCAAUGGAGGUUGAUUGCAUUGACCCGUUUAGAUGGAUAGAUAUCAGAGAUAUUUCGCCUAACGAUAUCAUGUGGGAAGGUGGACAAAAGCCAAACUUUGCUGCUCCCAACCAAUCUGCUGCAGCUACAGGUCAAUGA